AUCACAUCCCUUGGACGAACGUAACACUUAGGCCUGUUGACUAAGUUGCUUUUAGCGUUUCUCUCUUUCAAAUAGUUUGCAUUUGACCACUGCAUAAUAUUGGAAUAACCUUUGUUCUUUGAAAAUGGAAUAUAAGGGAUUCUCGUUCUCUGCCUCGAAUUUCUUCCUGGCUUUGUUUCUUUUCCUGCUGCGCACCAGCUAUGGAGACGUGACCUAUUCUUUUCCGGAAGAGAUGAAACGCGGAUCUGUGAUCGGGAAUAUAGGCAAGGAUCUCGGAUUGGAUCCAAAACGACUGUCCGUUCGAAAAGCUCGCCUAGAAAUGGAUGGUAGUAGCACACUCUAUUGUGACAUUAACCUAAUCACUGGCGACCUGAUUGUUGCUGAGAGAAUGGACAGGGAGCAGCUCUGUGGCAGAAGGGUUUCGUGUGUAUUGAAAUAUGAAAUGGUGCUCGAGAAUCCUUUAGAAUUACACCGCGUCGUUCUUCAGAUACAAGAUAUUAAUGACAAUUCACCACAAUUCGCGAACGAUCGUAUUACGUUUGAGAUCAGAGAAUCGGCAGAUAAAGGCGCCCGAUUUGUGGUUAAUCAGGCUCACGAUGCAGAUAUAGGACUGAACGCCGUUCAAAGGUACACACUACAAAGGAACAGCCAUUUCAGUUUGGCAUUGCAUACCAAUCCUGGUGGGGUAAAAUAUGGCGAGUUAGUAUUGGAGAAAGAACUGGAUAGAGAAAAAGAGCAGGAGGUGACGUUAUUACUUACUGCGGUUGAUGGUGGGACUCCACAGAGAUCUGGUACUGUAGUUAUACACGUUACUGUGCUGGAUGCUAAUGACAAUAUUCCAGUGUUUAGGCAGAACGUUUAUAAGGUCAGUCUGCCCGAAAAUUCUCCCUUUGGCACUGUAGUAGUUACUGUAAGCGCCACAGAUGCUGACGAGGGACAAAAUGGGGACGUGAUGUAUGAAUUCGGCCCCAUCUCCAAUGAAUUGAAUGACUUGUUUUCUCUUGACCCCAAAUCUGGAGACAUCAGCAUAGCAGGACAGGUGGAUUUCGAAAAGGAGUCGAUAUAUGAAUUGAGUAUCCAAGCCAAAGAUGGCUCAGGUUUGACAUCCUUUGCCAAUGUGGUCAUAGAAAUUAAAGAUGUGAAUGACAAUGCACCAAUAAUAUAUAUCAAAUCGCUUAGCAAUCCAAUCCCUGAGAAUGUUUUACUUGGUACAGAGGUGGGCAUCAUUAAUGUACAGGAUAAAGACUCUGGGGGAAAUAGACAGGUCCGCCUCUCCAUUCAACAAAAUGUUCCAUUCAAAUUAAACCCCUCGAUCAAAAACUAUUAUUCUCUGGUAACAACUAGUGAACUAGACCGUGAGAUAAUAUCAGAUUAUAUCAUAAAUAUCACUGCCACUGACGAGGGGUCUCCACCUUUAUCCUCCUCAAAGAUCAUUAAUGUAUCUGUAUCAGACGUGAAUGACAACCCACCUGUGUUUGAAGAACAAUGCUACAGCUCCUAUGUGACUGAGAAUAACAAGCCUGGCUCCUCUAUGUGUUCUGUUACUGCCAGAGACCCAGACUGGAGACAGAACGGCACAGUGGUCUAUUCUCUAUUGCCCAGUGAGGUCAACGGUGUUCCGGUGUCCUCAUUUUUAUCCAUCAACGGAGACACGGGGGUGAUCCAUGCUGUGAGAGCAUUUGAUUAUGAGCAGUUUAGGAGCUUCAAAGUCCACGUUGUAGCCAGAGACAAUGGUUCUCCUCCACUCAGCAGUAACGUGACUGUGAAUGUCUUCAUAACAGAUGAGAAUGAUAACUCUCCCCAGAUAUUAUACCCUGCUCCAGCAGGAAACUCCUUAAUGACUGAGAUGGUCCCCAAAGCUGCUCUGGCGGGGUCCCUGGUUUCCAAGGUGAUAGCUGUGGAUGCUGACUCUGGACAGAAUGCGUGGCUUUCAUAUCAGAUCGUAAAAUCGACUGAUCCGGGAAUUUUCACUAUUGGUCUCCACAGCGGAGAGAUCAGGGCACAGCGGGACAUUUCUGAAUCUGACAGUAUGAAGCAGAACCUUGUUAUAUCAGUGAAAGAUAACGGACAGCCCUCUCUCUCUACAACCUGUGAUGUAUAUUUACUCAUAUCAGACAACUUGGCUGAAGUUCCAGAACUGAAAGACAGGGCUUAUGAGGAUAGUUCCAAACUAACUUCCUAUUUGAUCAUUGCACUGGUCUCUGUCUCCACCUUUUUUCUUACUUUCAUUAUUCUCAUCUUGGCCGUGAGGUUCUGUCGGAGGAGAAAGCCUAGAAUUAUGUUUGAUGGAGCAGUCGCCAUUCCCAGCGCGUAUUUCCCUCCCAACUAUGCAGAGGUGGACGGAGCUGGAACUCUGCGUAGUUCUUAUAAUUAUGAUGCAUACCUGACAACGGGCUCACGCACCAGUGACUUCAAGUUUGGCAGAUCUUAUAAUGACAGCACGCUGCUGGCUGAUCAGACACUGAAGAAGAAUCUAAAUGAACCUUUUGGAGAAAACAUAAUCACGUCCAACACCGUGGGUGAUUGUGAGGUGAGAUUUCACAGCAUGUGA
This is a messenger RNA of Coregonus clupeaformis (lake whitefish), 2551 nucleotides long. RefSeq names its product protocadherin gamma-A11-like. Gene Ontology annotation, molecular function: calcium ion binding. The transcript has a single exon. Gene Ontology annotation, biological process: homophilic cell-cell adhesion. The record is from RefSeq and is a predicted model, not a curated record. NCBI's taxonomy places the organism in Eukaryota, Metazoa, Chordata, Actinopteri, Salmoniformes, Salmonidae. Gene Ontology annotation, cellular component: plasma membrane. The coding region runs from base 125 to 2551 and encodes 808 amino acids.